AUGCAGUCCGGCAUCUCCGCUUCGCAGGAGCUCAAAACCGCACUCGGCAGCCUCAUAACAUCCACCAGCCAGCGCGGUAUCCUAGCGACAAUCCAGAAGGAAACCAUUGUGCCCGGCGACACAAUAUCGUCCAGCGGCUCCACCUUCCUCGAUGACCUCAAGAACCUCCAACCCCACAUCAAGGACAAUGCCGCCCUGUAUAUUCUCCUUCGCCGCGCCGACAGUCUGAGCAGCGACGACAAAAGCCUCGUCGCAGUAACAUAUGUGCCCAAUUCGGCGCCAGUGCGCCAAAAGAUGCUGUUCGCAUCCACACGGCUGACGCUCGUCCGCGAGCUCGGCGGCGAACACUUUGCAGAAAGCAUCUUCACGACGGAAGCGUCUGAGCUGACGCCCGAAGGCUGGGAGAAGCACCUGGCUCACACGGCAUCGGAGAACCCGCUUACGGCGGAAGAGCAGUCGCUGCAGGACAUCAAGGCGGCCGAGGCGCUCGAGAGCCGGGGCACGCGCGGCCAGAGUCUCGCCCAGGGCGGCAAGCUGGCGAUACGAGCCGACGACGAGAUUGCAGAGGCGCUCAAGAAACUGGGGCAGGGCGGCGCGAAUAACGUUGUGCAACUGAGGAUGGACGGCGCCACGGAGACACUCAAGCUUGUUUCUUCCACUUCGGCGACCCCGUCGACUCUCUCCGGCGCCAUUGAUACCAAGGAGCCGCGCUAUGUGUUUUACCGCCACGACGACCCAGAUGCCUCCAUUGUCUUCAUAUCGACGUGCCCCAGCAGCGCAAAGAUCAGGGAACGCAUGUUGUACGCUGCGAGCCGCGGUAACGUCGUGUCGCUUGCGCAGGGUGACGGCGGCCUCAAGGUGGCCAAGAAGCUCGAAGCCACGAAUCCCGACGAGGUUACCGAGCAGGUGCUUCUCGAGGAAUUCAAGGUGGAGAAGAAGGAAGAGAGUAAAGGCUUUGCCAAGCCAAAGAGGCCUGGUCGACGGUAA
This is a messenger RNA of Exserohilum turcica Et28A, 987 nucleotides long. RefSeq lists its product as uncharacterized. The transcript has 2 exons. NCBI's taxonomy places the organism in Eukaryota, Fungi, Ascomycota, Dothideomycetes, Pleosporales, Pleosporaceae. The record is from RefSeq and is a predicted model, not a curated record. Bases 1 to 987 code for a protein of 328 amino acids. Gene Ontology annotation, cellular component: actin filament; cytoplasm. Gene Ontology annotation, molecular function: actin filament binding; actin monomer binding. Gene Ontology annotation, biological process: barbed-end actin filament capping; actin filament depolymerization.